Cryptomeria japonica (Japanese cedar) is the source of this 603-nucleotide messenger RNA. RefSeq names its product ATP synthase subunit a, chloroplastic-like. Gene Ontology annotation, biological process: proton motive force-driven ATP synthesis. Gene Ontology annotation, molecular function: proton transmembrane transporter activity. Bases 1 to 603 code for a protein of 200 amino acids. The transcript is spliced from 2 exons. The record is from RefSeq and is a predicted model, not a curated record. NCBI's taxonomy places the organism in Eukaryota, Viridiplantae, Streptophyta, Pinopsida, Cupressales, Cupressaceae.
AUGGGUGGGUGGGAGGAGGCCCCUACUAUUCUGACGUUUCUCGAUUCUAUUACCUACGGGUUGAAUUCGUUCGAUCUUAGGAUGAAGAGCGAUUUCAGUUUACUUAGCGUUAGAGGAGCCAAAAGAAGAUCAUAUAUCGUGGAAGUAGGUCAGCAUUUUUAUUGGCAAAUAGGGGGGUUUCAAGUUCAUGCACAAGUACUUAUAACUUCCUGGAUUGUAAUUGUUGUCUUAUUAGGUUCAGCUACUCUAGCUGUUCGAGACCCACAAAUCAUUCCGAACGGAGCACAAAAUUUUUUGGAAUAUGUUCUCGAAUUUGUUCGGGACUUGGCUAGAACUCAGAUUGGUGAAGAAGAAUAUGGUCCCCAGGUUCCUUUUAUAGGGACUAUGUUUCUAUUUAUCUUUGUUUCUAACUGGGCAGGUGCUCUUUUUCCUUGGGGAAUUAUUAAAUUACCUCAUGGGGAAUUAGCCGCACCUACAAAUGAUAUUAAUACCACAGUAGCUCUAGCUUUGCUCACAUCAGUAGCUUAUUUUUAUGCAGGUUUUACAAAGAGGGGUUUAGGCUAUUUUGGUAAAUAUAUUCAACCAACCCUAAUCCUUUUAUGA